CGAGGCUCGCGGGUUCUGCCCGUCGGCUCCGCGGUGUCGGCAGCCGGGAGAGCCGCGUGCCGGGGCUGCGGUGCGGGGAGGUGCUGGGAGCCGAGGCGGCUGUCGGCUGCCGGUCGCUGCUGUCUGUGCGCUGUGCUGCCGAGAUAGGCCCGGGCCCGCCGGCUUAUCGCAGAACUGCCGGCACUGGUGAGGCUGUGAGCACCCGUUCCAUCCCUGCUGUGCGCGCCCGCUGUCAGCGGGUCCUGGGCACCACGCAAAGAUGACCACCUCGGCCCUGCGCCGGCAGGUGAAGAACAUCGUGCAUAACUAUUCGGAGGCGGAGAUCAAGGUGCGAGAGGCCACCUCCAAUGACCCCUGGGGACCCCCCAGCUCCCUGAUGUCGGAGAUCGCGGACCUCACCUUCAACACGGUGGCCUUCGCCGAGGUCAUGGGGAUGAUCUGGCGACGGCUGAACGACAGCGGCAAGAACUGGCGGCACGUGUACAAAGCCCUCACCCUGCUGGACUACCUCAUCAAAACCGGCUCCGAGAAGGUGACCCACCAGUGCCGGGAGAACCUUUACACCAUCCAGACGCUGAAGGACUUCCAGUACGUGGAUCGUGACGGCAAGGACCAGGGCAUCAACAUCCGGGAGAAGGUGAAGCAGGUGAUGGCGCUGCUGAAGGACGAGGAGCGGCUGAAGCAGGAGCGGGCGCACGCGCUGCAGACGAAGGAGCGCAUGGCCCUGGAGGGGAUGGGCAGCGGCAGCCAUCAGUCCACCUACGGCCGCCGCGCAUCGCCCUACGGGGACGACUAUGGCCGGACGCGGGGCUCACCCUCCUCCUUCAACUCAUCUUCCUCAUCCCCACGGUUCGCCUCUGACCUGGAGCAAGCGCGUCCCCAGACAACGGGUGAGGAGGAGCUGCAGCUGCAGCUCGCCCUGGCAAUGAGUCGGGAGGAGGCCGAGAAGAAGCCACUUCCUCCAAUUUCCAGUACAGAUGAAGAAAGGCAAUUGCAGCUAGCGCUCGCGCUGAGCAAAGAGGAGCAUGAGAAGGAGGUGAGGGCAUGGCAAGGGGAGAACUCCCUGCUGCAGAGAGCCUUGGAGGAGACUGCCCAAGGUGGGGAGGAAGAGCAGGAAGAGGAUAAGAUGAAGAAAAGCCAGUCCUCUAUCCUGGAGCUGGCAGAUAUAUUCGGGCCGGCACCAGCUCCUUCCAGCCACACGUCUGCUGACCCAUGGGAGAUGCCAGAUAUGAAACCCAAAGCGGAGCCAGCAGCCUGGACUGGCACAGCAGACCCCUGGGUGCCAGUGCUAUCCAGCAGUGGGGAGCCCAUGCCCCAGGCAGGCACUACAUCCCAGCAAACAGCUGCUGGGCCCUGGGAUUUCCCCCCUGCCUCUGCUGAUCCAUGGGGGAAGGCGGCCGCCUCGUCUGGCUUCACCCCUGCAGACCCUUGGACAGCCACGUCCCCACUGGCCCAGGGCUCCGGCACUACGCCAGCCACUGACCCCUGGGCUGCUGUGGCUGAGCCUAACCCUAACCCUGCUUCAGGGGGGGAUGCUUUCGACCUGUUUGCAAAGCAACCCGAGGCAGCUGAGCAGCCGGAGAUGGAGCAUUCGCAGCCGCCCUCCUCGGUGAAGUCCAGCAGCCCUGCCGAGCUGGACCCUUUUGGCGACCUGUUCCCCGGCACCAAGCAGGACCCGGCCAAGAGCUUUGACCUCGCGAACCUGGCCGACUCGCUGCCCGAAUCCUGCAAGGAGCGGAAGGACUGUAAAACCCCCGAGGCUUUCCUCGGCCCCGCCGCCUCCUCGCUGGUCAACCUGGACUCGCUGGUGGCACCGCCGCAGGCCGCCAAGACGCGCAACCCCUUCCUGUCGGGUCUCAGCACGCCGUCCCCCACCAACCCCUUCAGCCUGGCCGAGCAGCCCAAGCCCACGCUCAACCAGAUGCGGACCGGCUCCCCGGUGCCCGGCCUGCCCGCCGCCCUGCCCGCCAACGCCAUGACCUACAGCGCGUCUCUGCCGCUGCCGCUCAGCAGCGUCCCCGCCGCCCUGCCCGCCUCCGCCAGUGCCUUCCCGCAGGCGGGGGCCGGGCCGUUCCCCGAGCUGCCCGGCGCUUUGCCGCAGCCUCUGCUGCCGCUGAGCGGCCCCCCGGCCCCCCAGGGAGGGCUCAACCCCUUCCUCUGAGGGCUGCGGGCCGGCACCGCGGGCGGGCUCUCGCUCCUUCCCGGCCGUUCCCCUGCCGCUCCCACCGCCGGGGACGGCAAGCAGCGCGAGCCGCCCGCAGGAACCGCGCCCGGAGCGUCGGCGGGCUCCGGGACUUGUCCGCUCUGCGCGCAGCGCCUCGGUGCGCGGCCGGGAACGGCUCGGCGGGGCGGGGGGAGGCCCUGGGGCGGACGGACGGUGCCUCCUCUUCGCUCUUCUGCCCUGGAAACGCCCCGUUCCUCUUAACGUGCUGCCCUCUCCGCGCGGCUCUCGGCCGGUUCGCGCUCUCCCCGCUCUGGAUGUUACUCCGCUUGGGCACCGUGUCCCCGCUCUCCAGCCCGGGUCAGCCCCGCCUGCGAGCCCUUCGCAGUCCUCCGUGCCCCCGGAUCCCGCGCAGAGCCCGGGCCGGGCGCUCCGCCCUACGGGGAGCACCGGAAGCAGCGCUCGGUACCGCGGGCAGCGCUGCUCGGGGGGGCGGCCGUUGCGUCGUGCUUCAGCGCGUGCAGCCGGCAGCGCUGCUCCACGCGGGAUGACUCCGCGUCCGGAACCGCAGCGGCCGCCCCGGCAUUCGGGAACCGUGAGCUGACCGCCACAAUAAAGUACCGGAACGGACA
Molecule: messenger RNA, 2793 nt
Organism: Tympanuchus pallidicinctus (lesser prairie-chicken)
Lineage: Eukaryota; Metazoa; Chordata; Aves; Galliformes; Phasianidae
Gene: EPN3
Product: epsin 3
Exons: 10
Coding region: 260-2161 (633 amino acids)
Biological process (GO): endocytosis
Cellular component (GO): plasma membrane; clathrin vesicle coat; endosome
Molecular function (GO): phospholipid binding; clathrin binding
Source: RefSeq, a predicted model, not a curated record